This is a messenger RNA of Thalassophryne amazonica, 1455 nucleotides long. It is a transcript of the gene rgs19, whose product is annotated as regulator of G protein signaling 19. Lineage: Eukaryota; Metazoa; Chordata; Actinopteri; Batrachoidiformes; Batrachoididae. Bases 228 to 935 code for a protein of 235 amino acids. The transcript has 6 exons. The record is from RefSeq and is a predicted model, not a curated record.
UGCACGGCGGCGUGGAGGAAAAGACUGAGGAGAAAUAAACGGUGGAUCCGCCGGAGCGGAGCAGCACGUGGAUGUGCCUCCGGACGCGCGGCGGUCACCGGCCUCCGGACCUCAUUCAUGCCGACAUUAAGUAGAGGUCGGAGGCUGAAGGGGGGAUGACAUGCGUGCACCCAGCUUGCUAACAUCGCUGACGACUCGCGCCCUAACCGCCUGCCCGCCCUCACGCCAUGACGGACAUCCUGUACACAGGUCCGAUCCCGGGUGAGCGAGGGGGCGAGCUAGCCAUGGGGGGAGGCUGCAGCGAAACCUCGGCCCUGGGCGCGACGGGAGGAGGGCGGGAAGUGGCACAACCCAGAAUUCCCAGCGUCCAAAUGCCUGCUGCUCUCUGCUGGUGCUGCUGCUGCAGCUGCUCAUGGAAUGAAGACGAGAAGAGGAGGAGGAGGAGGAGAGGAAGGAGGAAGAGGAUAUCACAGGACACAAAGAUGGAGCUCAUCCCAAAAUGUGAAGUCUGCACCAAACCCUCAGUGGAAGAGAUCCAACUCUGGUCUCAGUCCUUUGAAAAGCUGAUGAGGAACCCGGCGGGUCGGAACGUUUUCCGCGAGUUCCUGCGGACGGAGUACAGCGAGGAGAACAUGAUGUUCUGGUUGGCCUGUGAAGACCUGAAACGAGAAAUCAGCAAGAGCUCCAUCGAGGAGAAGGCGCGCUCCAUCUACGAGGACUACAUCUCCAUACUGUCGCCAAAAGAGGUGAGUCUGGAUGCACGGGUUCGAGAGGUGAUCAAUAGGAAGAUGCAGGAUCCAACGCCGCACACGUUUGAAGAUGCCCAGCUGCAGAUCUACACACUGAUGCACAGGGACCCGUACCCACGAUUCAUCUCCUCCAACAUCUACAAGGCACUCAUUCAAGGCAGCUCACAUAACUCCUCCGAGUCAUAGCCUCCUUAGAGUCCUAGCUCCUUGCCUCCUCAGAGUCCUAGCCUCCUCAGAGUCCUAGCUCCUUGUCUCUUCAGAGUACUAGCCCCUUCACUUCCUCUUCCUGCUAUCCUACAACUGCAGGAUUGAUGGCACCACAGUUUCCUGAUUCCUCCAGGAUACUUCUCUUAUUCUAAAUCAUCCAACCACAGCUCUUCUCCUUCUCCUCUGGUCUCCCCCUUGUGUUGUCUUUUUUCUUCUUGUUUCCUUUCUUUAACACUUUCUGGUCAAUUCUGCUGACCCGCUGAGUUUAUUUCAAUCACAUCAUGAAUAAGAUACAUUGAAAGUUUUUUUAAUCAGUAAAAGCAUUGGAAAAUAAAUGAAGUUGUCAGAAAUAACUGACAUAAUCAGGAAAACUAAAAUCUGAUGUAUUUAAUUAUUUUAAUAAGUCUAAAAUUCCAUUAAAAAUAUUCAGUUUGAUUUGAAAACUGUAGUGACCAUAUUUAAUAUUUACAGUCUCCCCCCUGCCAUUUGUUCUCAAGAG